Rhodotorula graminis WP1 is the source of this 2373-nucleotide messenger RNA. RefSeq lists its product as uncharacterized. The record is from RefSeq and is a predicted model, not a curated record. Gene Ontology annotation, biological process: DNA-templated transcription; regulation of DNA-templated transcription. The coding region runs from base 1 to 2133 and encodes 710 amino acids. The transcript is spliced from 10 exons. Gene Ontology annotation, molecular function: transcription cis-regulatory region binding; DNA-binding transcription factor activity, RNA polymerase II-specific; zinc ion binding. NCBI's taxonomy places the organism in Eukaryota, Fungi, Basidiomycota, Microbotryomycetes, Sporidiobolales, Sporidiobolaceae. Gene Ontology annotation, cellular component: nucleus.
AUGUCGACGCCUCGAGGCGAGGGCAGCUCCCGUUCAGCCGACGCGUUCGAUGGUUCCACGCAGCUCGACUCGGCGUCUGGGCCGAUCGAGGGGUUCAGCAAGCUCGGAGCCAAGAUCUCGUGCCUCGCGUGCCGUGCCGCCAAACGCAAGUGCAGCUCCGUGGACCCCGACACCAUCUGCAAGCGGUGCUCGACGCACAAGAUCCCGUGCGAGUACAAACGGCAUCGUCGUGGGCGCAAGAAGAAGGCGCCCGACGCAUCGCAGUGGCCCGCGCCGACCUUCAACGGGCCGUCGACCGUCCAGUCGGCACGCCUCGCCCCGUCCGCUCCGCCCUUCUACCCGUCGAUCGCCUCAACCUCAGCUGUCACGCUCGAUGGGCCCGCCGUCGGCUGCGCCAGGUCGCAAGCCCCUCCCGGGUUGUCGCAAGAUCAACCUGUCGCGCCGGCGUCCUACACGUUGCCCGUCCCGCCGCCGCUCGGCGGCCGACGCGUCGACAUCCAGUUCUCGCACGUCGUCCCGACAGGCGACUCGAUGCCGUUCGUCGCUGGGGCGCUCAACGCCGCGCCGCCGCCAGCCGCCGGGCCGUUCCUCCCGACCGACUGCCCCGACCCUGUUCACGCCGGCAUCCUCACCGAGCGGGACGCCAUCGACCUCUUCAAGACGUACUUCUCGACUAUGAAUCUCGUCGUGCCCGUCCUCGACCCGGCGCUCCACUCGCCCGACUGGGUCCGGCACAAGUCGGCCCUCCUGUUUACCGCCGUCAUCACCGUCACCGCCAAGGCCGAGCGCCCAAAGGCGUACCACGCCUGCGUCCUCCUGUCGAACAAGCUCGUCGGCCAAGCCGUCGAGUUCGGCCUCUCGACGAUCGAGGUCGUCCAGUCGCUCCUCCUCCUGACGCACUGGAAGCAACCCAACGACUCGUCGAGCUGGCGCAAGGUCGGGUACGCCAUCCGCAUGGCGCAAGAGCUGCGGCUCCACGUUCGAGCGCCGAGGCCACUUCCCGAGGACGAGCACCAGGCGCGCGAGGUCCUCAACAAGGAGCGAGCAUGGCUCAACCUCGUCGUCGCCGACUACCACCUCGCCAUCCACCACUCACUGCCGCGCAUGAUCUCGGAGGAGGACGUCGACGACCCGGCCGACUGGGUCCUCGAGCAUGCCGACAAGCUUCCCUGUCCUGGCGAGUCGACGUUGCCGCCGUGGAUAACGUUCUCUCGCCUGUGCCGCCAGUACGCCGACACGCUCGCCGACAUGACCGGCGAUCCGGCCAACACGCGGUCGCUCAAGUGGCUCGAGAACGAUUGGCGACGAUGGCGGUCUCGAUGGCUCGGCGUCAAGCCCGGUCUGGCCUUUCUCCCGCCGCAGAUCUCGGCUCUCCGGCUCUGCGACGCCUUCUUCCGCUUUCACAUCGCCGAGUGGAAGCUCCUGUGGGUCGCCCGGUACUCGAAGGACCGCGUCCUCCACGUCGACGAGCCGAGCGAGCUGUCGAGCACCUUCUGCGAGUGCGUCGACGCCUCACUCGCUCUCGCGGCGGUCUUCCAGAACGACUUUGUCGUUCCGGGCUACUUGUCGUUCUGCUUCAACCUGUCGUACGUCGCCCUCGCCGUCGUGAGCGUCUGGCUCGUCAAGAACAUCGUCGCCAUGUCGUCGAGUGACCGCGACCGCGUCAUCCGCACGCUCAACGAGGUCCGCUCGUCGACCGAGGACGCCUCGCCUGUCGUCGCUCGCCGCCGUGCCGUCGCCCCAAGAUCGUCUCGAGCCGCCUCUUCGACCUCGACCCAGUACGAUCACUCGGCAGCUGCACCAGAGCCGACGCCGCACAGCGCGCACUACCUCCACCUCGACCGACUCGCCGACGCCGACACAUCGUCCUGCGCCGCUUUCCCUUGGUCGCUCGCCACGCAGCAGAUCAUCCAAGAGAACCUGUACGCUCCGCACCUGCACGGUGCGGCGUCGACGGGCACGAGCGGGCAAGGGCUCGGCGGCGGUCCGCCGUUCGACAACGGGGUCGGUGCGCAGGACGCUUUCUUCGAGCCGGGCUCGGCGCCGAUGUCGCAGGACGACAUGCUCUUUCCCGCCGCAGACGACGACAUCUGGCGCCUCCUCUUCCCCAUCACCGACACGUACCCCGCCUGACGACGCGACUCGUCGACCGUCGUUGAAGGAGGAGUAGGGCUCGGCGGGCGAGAACGAGGACGGCGGCGGGCGUGAAAUACCACUGCGGCGUCCUCCCUUCCUCGGACCGUGCGCACGGUCCCUCGGCCGUCCGGCGCGUCUUCAGCGGGGCUUUCUCUCAGGAGGCGUGAGUGAACCUGCAAGUUGAGCGAGACUGGACCUGCAAGCCACGCAGGGCGAGACCACGGUUCGUUCGACCUU